CCACAUGAAGCAGGAAGAGAGAGAGAGAGAGGAGAGAGGGAACAGCCGUCCAGCUAGAUCAGAUUGCUAAAGAGUGAUAGAGAGAGCAGUUGGGGGACAUUUACUGGUUUUUAAGAUUAAAAAAAAAAAAAAGGACAGAGUAAAGGAUUAAAAGUAAGAAGGACCUGCUGAAACGACAGCCUCAAGGAUGGAGAUACAAAAACCCGAAUUGUCUUUUGGAUAGCUCUGUUUUAAAAAGCUUUGCACCCCACUUUGCAGGUCCAGGCAGAGAGCGAGUGGCCCAGAGGUUCAAGUGUGGCAACUACAUUUCGUCUGCACUGGAAAAGGAUGAUGAGACCCAAAGGUGCAGAGGAUGACGGAGCGGCCCUCUACGGUUUUUGAGUAGACGAAGGAGGAGAAGCUGCAGCUGCAGACGCGCAGAAUGCCUCAGUUUGGUUAAUGGGAGCACUGGGAGAGGACGCAGCGCCCCACGAUUCUGGAGCCUCCAUUUCAGACAGGUGGGGAUAGAGGAACUGGAUUCAUACACUGAGCUCCCACUAUGCCCCCUAAAUGACUCACUAAAAUGCAGCAUAGCCAGUGAUCAAGCUGCGAGGGGCCUUGAUCACGCACUUGGACUCCAGGCCUGCCCGUCUGACAAAAGCCCGGCAGCUGGAGACGACGUCAAGGAGUAUGAGUGUGGGAAGAAUCAACCGCUACAGCAUUGUUUCGUCAGAGGAAGAAGGCCUCCGCCUCACUACCAUGCAUGGCAUGAAUGGCUUUGGGAAUGGCAAGAUCCACACACGCCGCAAGUGCCGCAACCGCUUUGUGAAAAAGAAUGGCCAGUGCAACGUGCAGUUUGCCAACAUGGACGACAAAUCACAGCGCUACAUGGCCGACAUCUUCACCACGUGCGUCGACAUCCGCUGGCGAUGGAUGCUGGUAGUCUUCACUCUUGUGUUUGUCAUAUCUUGGCUGGCCUUUGGGUUGGCCUUUUGGGUCAUUGCUUUGCUGCACGGGGAUCUGGACAACCCAGCUGGAGACGACAACUUCACUCCCUGCGUGCUGCAGGUCAACGGGUUUGUGGCUGCGUUUUUGUUCUCCAUUGAAACACAGUCAACAAUAGGGUAUGGCUACCGCUGCGUGACCGAGGAGUGCCCAGUGGCUGUCUUCAUGGUCGUCUUCCAGUCGAUAGUUGGCUGCAUCAUUGACUGCUUCAUGAUAGGCGCCAUCAUGGCUAAAAUGGCGAGGCCUAAGAAGCGAGCGCAGACACUCUUGUUUAGCCACAACGCAGUCAUUGCCAUGCGGGAUGGAAAGCUGUGUCUUAUGUGGAGAGUGGGAAACCUUCGCAAGAGUCACAUUGUAGAAGCUCAUGUCAGAGCACAGCUAAUCAAACCUCGGAUAACCGAUGAGGGGGAGUAUAUUCCACUAGACCAGAUAGACAUUAAUGUAGGGUUUGACAAAGGUUUAGACAGGAUCUUCUUGGUUUCACCCAUCACUAUUCUCCAUGAGAUAGACGAGGAGAGCCCUCUGUUUGGAAUCAGCAAGCAGGACCUGGAGACGGCAGACUUUGAGAUCAUCGUCAUCCUAGAGGGAAUGGUCGAAGCAACCGCCAUGACCACGCAGGCUCGCAGCUCCUACCUGGCCUCUGAGAUUCUUUGGGGCCACAGGUUUGAACCUGUCCUGUUUGAGGAAAAAAACCUGUACAAGGUGGAUUAUUCACACUUUCACAAAACGUACGAGGUGCCGUCCACCCCUCGCUGCAGUGCCAAGGACAUGGUGGAGAACAAGUUCCUCAUGCCCAGCUCCAACACCUUCUGCUAUGAAAACGAGCUGGCCUUCCUAAACCGUGACGAGGAGGAGGACGACUUAGGCGGCGGGAGCAGAGCAUUGGCAAAUCUGAGUCCGGACAGGAACAGCCGACACGAGUUUGAACGUUUACAGGCCACCAGGUCGUUGGAUCAAAGAUCAUAUCGUAGAGAGUCGGAAAUUUGACGCUAACUCAAUGACCAAGCAUCAGAUUCCUUUAACUUUAUCCAUGGAAUAAAAAUGCAGAACAAUGCAAAGUGCCAUAGGUAGAGCUAAGAAUUGUAAGAGAAUUGAAAACGAAUACAAAACCCUUAAAAAGGGAUUUUUUGGAAAUGCAAAUGUGUAGAUGGCGAUGGCAAGUAACAUCUACAAUUAAGAAAAAGAUAGACCUCCUUCCUUCACCAAAACUUGAAUGUUUUUUCACACGGUCAUUUUGAGUUAAGAAUGCUACGUUUUUUGGCAGGACCUUAUGAUACAUCUUAGGUGUAAAUACAUUUCCUAAAUAAGUCGUUUUGUGUCCAGUACCAGAUUCAAAAGCACCUUUAAAAGUAGAACGUGUUCUUGGCCACCCGUUGUAAUGUUCUGGAUCUUCUCUUCAGCUCGUCUAGCAAUGCUGUAAUUUGCUGGACAAGCAUAAAGGAAGACAUUAAGAAUUCAGUCACAAAAGUAAAACAUCAUUUCGUAGCUUUGUUUUAUAUUCUGGCACAAAAAUCUAAUUUUUACAGGAGAGCAGGAAACAUUAAAUGUGCUUUUAGUUUGACGAAGAAUGUAACGAUCAACUGAAAUGAAACAGCACAAACACUUUAUGAAUUACUACAGCACUUAUGAGGAGUUCAUACGAGUUGUUCGUGGCAUGGUUUUAACUUAAAAACCACAAACGCAAAAGUGGUGAAAAGUAACAUUUCACAUGCUUUAAGGACAUGCUGCAACAAUCCAGGUUUAUCCUGAUGAAGGUCAACCAUGAAAAGCUGUUCUUUGUAAUCUGACAAAGAACAACAACCUAAACUACAACCAUACUUUUGUAUAGCAUGUAACCAACCAUGUCAAUUUAUUUUGGCUGGUAUCCAUAAACUCAUAUAUAUUCCAUAUGAAACUUAAGCAAUAGUUUGCAUUUUUGUUUAAAUGCGGUUGUGCAGAGCAGUUACAAGACAUCAGUAUCUUAGCAGGGAUCUCAGUGUAUGAACGUCAGUCAGAUCUCAUCAAGCUAACAAUCUAAAAUAAUUCAAAUUCAAAAUCCAAAUGAUAUACAACGUAUUUUGAGAAAUUAUAACUUUAGCAUGAGAUUUUAUUUUAUUUUUUACUUUUUUUGAAAGUAAAAAAAGUAGUAGAGCAAAAUUGAUUUUGAGAGCAGACCGUGUGCUGAUAAAAACAUCCUUCAGCUGGUAACUAACAUUUAGCUCAGGCAAAUAUCCUUUAAUCUCCUCAAUCGAAAGAACCAGUUUUUUUAACAAAUAAAACUGAAGUAAAAGUUUACAUAAAUUUGAUCAGGGAAAUGUUUAUUUAGAAUUUCUGAGCAAUAUUUAUUUCAUUGUAACACCAAAUUUAAAAACAAAAUUCCAGCCGUCUUUAAAAUGUGCAGAUUUUAUCAAGUCGUAACACAGAAGACGAUUGAGAAAAUAGACAAAGUACAAUCAAUUGUAAUGCAUCAUGUGAAUUUGCCUUGAUGUAAAAAUAUCAAAUGUAGCAUUCCCUCAAAACACAAAGAAUAUUUUAAGCUUAUGUUGCGUUAGAUGUUGGAUAACUCCUGUGAAAUGGGCACUGCACUAAGAAGUUGUUAGCUUGUAUCUUCUGUUCGAACAUCUCCUGAUAUUUUCAGGUAAAACAUUUACUGCCCGCAAUUAAUCCACACAACCCCACUUUGUAAAAACAAUUGCAAUUUUUCUGUUUAAAAUGAAUCUAUGCAUAUUACCCAAAUCAGGGGAUAAACAUCUAAUCUAAUCUGUAUGUGAAACAAUUGUGUGAUGACAUUGCUUUAAUCAAUAUUCACUGUAGUAAAUGAAAAAUGGUGUGAAGUCAGUUUCCAUGAGUAGAUGUUUCAACAUGAAGAAAAUGGGAAAUUCAAAAGUGAAGUUAAGCUGGAAAUGGAAAAUGUCUGUUGAUAAAAAUUAUUCAGUUGUGAUUAACAAAACAUAUUAAUGGGUAGUUAAUGUGUUUUGAUUCGUUAAAAGGUGGGAACACAGUGGCUGUUACAAAGAAGAGAGAUGUGAACGUUAGCUAGAAAAAAGGAUUGUAAUCAUAAAGGCAACAAAUGACCAACUUCAUCUGAUUGGUUAAAAUCACACUGUAGACAGAUAUUUAGCUAAGAAAAAAGAGCAGAGUCAGUAUAGAGAGGCAUAAAUAGAAGCAAUAAACACUGAAGCACAUCAUUUUCCAGCCAAUUUAAUUAGAUGUGUUACGAUUUCCUCUUUGUCGACAAACUUAUAAAUCCAAAGAAGUUUUUGAAGGAUAUAAUGGAAAUGUUUUUUUUUUUUCAUUUCAACUGUACCUGUAUCACUAUUAGUUUUUGUAUAUAUUUGAUACCAAAGUAACAAAGUGUUGCUUAUAAUUAAGUUAAAAACUGAUUGUUCCCACAGCAACCAUCCAAAACCAUUUAGGCUGACACUUGUUGACAGAAAUCAUUGAAAAGAGAAAAUCAAGUUUAAAGCAACAUUGUCUCUCUUUGUCACUGACAAUAGGAAGUGUAAUAGAGCCCAUACUGGAUGUUACAUCAGAAUUUAUCACUAAUAAUAAUACUAAUAUCUCACCUGAACUGAUUUUUGUUGAUGUUCACACACAUCUAUAGAAGAGAGAUAAUGGAAUGUGGUGAAAUAUGAAAACAGAAGGAGAACCAUGUAAUGGUUGUUACAUUGGUCACAAUGACUAAUAUUUUCUUAAUAGUCAUUUAAAUGGUAUGUCUGAUAAUAUUUCUUAGUAAUUUGUUAGAGAAUAGAAAAAUGUACAGUUGGGCAAAAUAAGUAUUGAAUUCAUUUCACAGGAUAAGAAUCGACAUGUUGACUUGAGAUUCAGACUAGAUGUUGGUAACAACCAAUACAAUCCAUAAGUAGGAAAUCAUGAAAACAAAUAUGUCCAUAUAUGAAGUAAUAAUAUGGAAUAAAGUGAGAUGACAUGAGUAUGAAUGAGUGAAUGUUGAGUACUGUGAGUACUGAAUGAAUGAAAACACAGCAAAAAUGGACAGAAAGUUAAAAUAGUUGGCUGAUAAGGUUUCUUAACAUGUCCUGAUGAGUAAGAGAAAACGGUUGCAUUUCUAAAUUGGCAAUAGUUCCAGUGAACAUUAUUGGUGUCAACAUGUAGAAUUGGAAAGAUCCAGUUUCCAUCAUAAAGUGGUCAUGACCAAGCACCUUCCAAGAUUGUUGGCAGAGGAAUGAAAAGAAUUAUGAAAACAGUUGUCAAAGAGCCACAGACAAUUCACUGAGAGCUUCAGAUCAAUUUCCAUUUGUUUCAUGAAAUCCAUAAAUGAUACUCUCAACCACCACUGCGCACAGCGCAAGACUCCACUGCUGAAGAAGAAGCAUCAACUGUGGAGAAAUGUGCUGAGAUAUUCUUGAUAAAAACCCAAAGAUGAAUUCAGCAAGGCGAUGGUACCAAACACACAGCCCAGUGGGAUCUCGGUGCCUGUCAAUAAUGCUGCUAGAACGUCCGAGUCAACCAACCAAUCUAUGGAAGUCUAUGGAAAAAUUUGAAAAUUUAAAGAUGGUUUAUGUUAAGAAAGGGUCAAAACUCAAAUCUGAGCAAAGCACAUAACUUAGAUCAUAGUUAUUAUUAACAGCUUUUCUACUGAGGUUUUAAUGAAUUUCAUGUACUGUGUUAAAUUCUUGUUCCCUGUGUCAUUUCACUUUGUAACACAUAAUUUAUUGACUUUUUAAAAUUUAGAUUUCUGUGGAUAUUCUGGUUGUUGCCAACAUCUGCCAGCAAAGUCAAAGAAAAAUCUGAAAAUGUUCACUUAUUUUCCCUGCUGUACAUAGAUAUUUUUUGUUGUUUGACAAGCAUUCUUUUUCCAACCUUUACUAUUUAUUUAUUAUGCUCAUUACCUUCUGGGAAGGUUGUGUACACUAAAGUAUGAUAUUUCUGCACCCAAUUACUAAAUUGUAGAGGUAAUAAAAGUGAAGAGUCAACAACUUCUUCACUGGAUCAAUUUGUUUUUGUUUUGUUUUCAAAAAAUUGUUUCAGCUUUAAUAUUGUUCCCAUAAGCCCUUAAAGAGGAAGCAAACAUAAAGGUUUUAAUGAAAUCUAAAGGUUUAACAAAAUAAUGUUACGAUGAACAUUAUCAGGAGGAUUAAACCUGCUUAUUUUUAUAUAAGGUUCUUUUUUGAUAGAAAAAGCAGCAAUAAAUAUUUAUCUGUUUUUACCAGAGUAUUAAAAUGAAAUUUCACCUGUAAGUUAAAAAUCAAUAUUCUUGUCUGAAUCGUUUUUAUUUCAGCUCUAUUUUCUGCACAGAAGCUCAUGAUUAAACCAUUUGAUUUUUUUUUCUUCUUUUAAAUGGAUGAAUGAGAGAAAAAAAAUGAAAAAAGAACUUUGACCUCUGUAGAAGUCUUCCUUUGUCCAGCAAAAUGUCUACUGGACGUUUGAUUUUCAUUGAAAGAAAUUCAAAUUAUUCAAUUAAAAAAAA
This is a messenger RNA of Poecilia latipinna (sailfin molly), 6391 nucleotides long. Its product is annotated as ATP-sensitive inward rectifier potassium channel 12. Gene Ontology annotation, molecular function: inward rectifier potassium channel activity. The record is from RefSeq and is a predicted model, not a curated record. Lineage: Eukaryota; Metazoa; Chordata; Actinopteri; Cyprinodontiformes; Poeciliidae. The transcript has 2 exons. Gene Ontology annotation, biological process: potassium ion import across plasma membrane; regulation of monoatomic ion transmembrane transport. The coding region runs from base 670 to 1971 and encodes 433 amino acids. Gene Ontology annotation, cellular component: plasma membrane.